AGCAAUUAAAUUUGUUCCGAUAAUAAAAUAAAUAAAAAAAAAGAAAGUAAAUUUCAUCUUUGGAAUUUGCAUCCGGUCUACAAGAGUUUGCUAUAAGUCCCGAUAUAUUAUGAUGUGAGUGCGAGAAGAGGUCAGCUGGCAAUGCUGGGACGUUGGUAUGGUAGGGACAAAGAGGCUAAGGAAAUAUACAACACGAUUGGUAGUGAUCGUGGAGGGGAUCAGUAGCAACAGCAGACAGCCAGCAGCCCAGCAGCAGCAGCGGUUGGAAGGUUGGUUGGAAGUAGUGAACGCAACAGUUUGAAAACGUGGAGGAGAGUAGAGCUGAGGUCUGAGGUUCAUCUCUACGUUCUCCGUUGUUGCUGUUAUGUUGUAUACAUUAAAUAUAUAUAUAUAUAUAACUUGAAUCGGUACAAGCGACGACCGAUCGUCCCGGUUUGGAGUACUCAGGUUAACUCUUGUCUGGAUGUGAGUCUCGAUGCUCAGUCUGCAUUGAUAUCAUGAUGGACAAGAACUACUCACUACAUAGUAAUGAACAAGUUGAAAAAAUAUAAGAAAAUAUAUAAUAAGACGAACUAGUGAAGAGGAGAGACGUCAAAAAAACCAGUAAAGGAGCAGGAAUAUACGACAGCAAUCAACGAGGAACAGCAAGGAGACACACAAUACAAAACACACACACACAUACACGUGGACAGGGGAGGGAAAAGUUAUUUUAAGAGGGGAGAAAAAAAUCGGUCUUUAGACCAGUAAGUGGCAGUCGAUUGAGUCCAGAAAGAUGCUCUUGGCGAGUCAGAUGUAAACUUGCCUGAAUGUAAAACUCGUGCUUUUUUCAUCAGUGAUGUGUGUUUUUGUUAUUAUGUAUGUAUAUUUAUUUAAAUAUAAAUAGAUUACAAGAAUCCAGAUAAUUUAGGGAGCGUAAUAUACAUUAAAGAUUAACGACAGUGUGAUGGUGCUAAUCGCGAACUUUCCAACUGAUGAAAAAAUAUUUUUUACGGAUACACGCCGUCAAAUGCAUUAGUCGUUGAUAAAAACUGCAUAUGAUUUAAAUCAGUUCGAAAAAUACCAGGUCCAGCGACGACGAUCUUUUUCGAUAAUCGCAGGGCACUGAAGUUGGGGUAAAACCUGGCAUGCCGAACUGGUUAUUCAGUGAUGGUGUUUAAAAUUAUUGAGGAUAAUAAUUUAUGUGCUACUGAGUAUGUACCAAAUUACCGGAGUUGUAUGACAAAAUUAAAUAGAAUUAAUAUUGGAGUCUACGGUAGAGAUUGGCGCGUUGAUGCACAUGGAUCUAUCAACUGACGGACUGAUGGGAUUUCCGUUAAACUAUAUUGAAGAUUUUAGCCGGAUGUUAUUCACGUGCCAUUUCACUCUGCUCCUUUGGAGUGCACACGAUACGACAUCAAGUGGGACUAGAUAGCUUGCCACCAGUGUCGAUGAUUCACACUUUCUGUGCGAUAGUUAAUCAUUAUUAUCAUCAAGUAUACACUUGAUACUCUAAAGAUGCUGCAAAAUUGGACAACUCGAAGCGCGACUCGGCACGCUCGUCGCAUCUUUGUUUUUGUGUUCAUCUGGAGUUUCAUCAUGAUAGCGGCACUGCAAUUUCGUCAGUCAGUUAAUCAAGUACUCCAACCAAAUGAUUCAGCGACUAUUGACGGUGCUGUGAAUUAUCCGACAGGAUCAUGGGAUCGUGCAUCAGAUCAAGCACUAUCAUCAUCAUCAGCGCAAACGUCAUUGGCAGCUUCGAGAAAUGGUAAUUCUUCUUCGAUAAAAAAUUUCGCAAGAGAAUCCUACUCGUCACACAGACGCAAACCACUGGAUGACGAUGGCUCGUAUCAUCACGAUGCUACGACUGGUGUUUCAGCCUCUGUUGCUAUUUUUAAUGAGAGACUCAAGAAAUUAAAUAACAAGAAACUUUUGCUGGAUGAACGGCCACCGCGUACUGAACAGGAACUUAUAAACGAGAUGGAAAAUCAAUUUCCUAGUUUACCCGUGGUUUCGUGGUACAAGAGAAGUACAACAACAUCAACUACAACCGAGAAAACCGGUAAUGACACCAAGACAACCAAAAACUGUGUGCCUCGUUACCCCAAUAUUCUUGAGCUUGAGUUCAAUAAUAAAUACUGGCAGACAUUAAAGUCAAGCAACGGAACUUUUCAGCUUUUCGGAGCUUACUACGAUAAUCGUAAACUGUCGAAAAUUGGCCCGGCAGUCAGGAUGGUCGGUAUGAUAGACAGGAUUGAACCAAAUAUAAAAACCUACUGCCAACUGUGGUUUGACGGAGAGAAAGAACCUCAGGUCGUUGAUGUAUUUGAAUAUAAAUAUAUAUGGUUUAAGAAGUGGGGUAGUUAUAAACAAGGCAUUUAUCAGCCUUACGUGAUAGCGUGUAAAAUACCCCAGACUCACUGGUCAAAAGAGCCUCCCGCAUCAAUCUCGAUCGUCGAGAGACCGUGUGAUACAGCCAGCACUAAUCUACGGGUAAUUUACAACAAACCGCCAGAGGGUAAGAAAAAAGAGUUUGCCGUGUGUGUAAAAGGUCUUGAUUUUCUCCAUGAAGAUUUAUCAGUACGUCUGGUCGAGUGGAUCGAGUUAAUAAGUAUUCUGGGUGCUGAUAAAAUAUUUUUUUAUGAACUCCAAGUACAUCCGAACAUCACAAAGGUCCUCGACCACUAUCAGAAAUUAGGACAAGUUGACGUAACUCCUUUGACUCUCCCUGGUGGACAGCCGAAUAUACCAACGUUUCAGCAUAUUUACUUGAAGAAAAAGACAAAUCAAAAACGACAAAACGAACUGAUACCCUACAACGAUUGUCUUUAUAAACAUAUGUAUGAGUACGAGUACAUAGCUUUGCUUGAUAUUGAUGAAGUAAUAAUGCCAAUUCAAGAUUUAACCUGGAGUCAACUUAUGCGACGCGUUCUACCCAAGGCUCUUCGCAUACGCAAUGAAACUCGUGCUUCAUACAACGUCAGAAACGUGUACUUUCUCGAUGACCUUCUACACUCACACGGAUACUUUGACCACGUGCCGAAGUACAUGCACAUGCUUCAACACGUAUACCGCUCGUCGAACUUCACUAAGCCUAAUGAGUACAUAAAGUGCUUUCAUAAUCCGGAACGUAUUGUCACUGUGCAUAAUCAUUUUCCGCUAGCGUGCCUCGGCUCCGGGUGCACGAGUUAUCCCAUCGAGACUGAGGACGCUCAGCUGCAGCACUACAGAGCCGACUGUGUUACGUCUCUUAAGAAAACGUGCCUUCAGUAUCGUAAAAACAGCGUCGUCGACACGCAGAUCUGGAAAUACAAAGAUCAGUUGGUCGAACGUGUCACUGAUACUCUAGAGAAGCUUGGAUUCUUUGGCCCAGGAUAAAUAACCCGGGUGUUAUAAAUAUACUGACUAUAAUUAUAAAAAAUAUCAAUUAUCAAUUACUACUAUUAUUAUUAUUUUUAUUGAUAUUAUUAAAUUGUCAUCAUAAAUUUUAAUAUUUAAAUUUUUCAAUUAUACAUAGCAGUAGUUAUCAGCUCCUUGUUCCACGGAUCGACGCCACGGAGUAGACGCUCGUGUGCCAGUUACACCGUUUAGUCUGUCCUUGAAUUACGAGUGCGCCGGAUCCGUGGAACGAUGAAGGCUUUCCCAUCAAGGACUAAUGUCUUUUGUCCCUCCGUUCCUCUGUCCCCUUUUGGCAAAUCCCCCAUCUCAUGGUCAGCCUCGAUCGUCCUCUAUGUAACCUUAUCCAUAUGUAUAUGUAUAUUAUUAUCAGUACGAAUAAUAAGUGAAUAAUAAAUAUAAUAUAGAUGGUCAAGUAUUCUGCACGUCUGCACGACAGUGUGACGGGAAAUUACAUUGGAGGUAAAGACGUCUAGCGGAACAGAGGGCGAUUGACGUUGCACCAUGAAUUUAGUAGCUAAGCCUUUUAUUAUAAUUCGCCAUUCGACAAUGCGCAUGUGUGUGAACGCGGUUACGUCUUUUUACAAGGGUCUACACAUAUGUGCCACUAGACUACAAGGUCUUUCAUUUUUUAUUUUAUUUUUUCUUUAUGAUGAAUUGACGAGAAUCGCCGCCACAAGCGUGUUCAUAUAUUUUGUACAGUCUAAUUUUGUUAUAUAUUAAUAUACUAUUUUACUUAUAUAAUUAUUAUUAUUACACAAUUAUAUUGGAAUGGAUUUAAUAAAUAAAACAUCGAAUAUUUAUA
Messenger RNA from Microplitis mediator, 4177 nucleotides. RefSeq lists its product as uncharacterized. Bases 1495 to 3354 code for a protein of 619 amino acids. The record is from RefSeq and is a predicted model, not a curated record. The transcript has 3 exons. NCBI's taxonomy places the organism in Eukaryota, Metazoa, Arthropoda, Insecta, Hymenoptera, Braconidae.